CCCAGAGUAUCAGCGACUUUGUGUAUAACACCGCAAACACAUCGCACUGGAACAGUAGCUGAACUUGCUUGCCUUGGCGUUGCUAUACUCGCUCCUCUAAACCAUCGAUUUUUACAGCGUGUACCAGAGCCUUAACGGCUCUUUAAUCUUUCAUCAGAUUCCAUUAUUGCAAGACAGGGUAGGCCAGAAUGAACGGGCAAACAGAGCCCAAGUGGGACUUCCUAAAGGGUAGUGGCCCCUCAAGUGCUCUAUACUACUACGCUCCUCUUCAAAAAGAAGGAGCUUUCAAGCCUGGUUGGAACACGAAGCGGCCGCAAGCCGUUAUUCGGCAAGACGCUGAAAGAAAGGACUUCGAUGCUUACAAGGAACAACGCAAUGCAGCGUGCGGCCAACUACGCAGCGAGCGAUUAGGCGAAGUGCUAGGAAAGAACCGCUUCAACCCCAUCUCCCACCAGGCGCACGGGUCAGACGGCGCGUGGGCUCCCGCUACGGACGCCUGGCAGCACCAGCGACUGGGCAUCCGAGCCCAGGAGCCUCGCAAUGCCGCUUCCGACACGCUGCGGCAGCAGGGCGAGACGGCGCGGCGCAACAUCAGUGUGACGGAGCUGCGGAAGGAGCGCAUUGCACACGGAGGCCUGUCCAGCCACCCCGGGGGAACCAUGAAGGAAGUGCUCACCUGGGGUGGGCAAUAGCAGCAUGACUGAAAGGAGGAGGAGAUGGAGGAAUGGGAGGAACAGCAGCAGCCCGGGCCGGGCGGAGCAGGGGGGAUGGGGACAGCAGCGGCAGCAGUAGCGGCAGCCGUUCAGGGAUGGAGGGAGAUUGGACGAGCCGUACCCAGGCCGCUCGUGAUUAGCAGGUUGUUGCAGGAGGCGCCGCGAUCAGCAGGAGCUGCAGCAGGAGGUGCGUCCAGCCAUGCAGGACCUAGUACGGGCCUCCGAAUUCGCUUUCCAUGCUGGGUAGCCGUACAUACAAGGUCGGGCUCAGCCGAUAGUUGGCUGCGGCGGGAUGGGCUCGGGUGUAUUUUGCUUGUAGGAGCAUGGAGGGGCUUCCUACGUGCAGGGUCAUGGGUCGAGGUGGUUACUGACAAUGCGGCAGGGGUAUUGGCCUGUUGGCCCCUGGCGGCGUGCGCCCCCAGGAACAAGGAGUAUAGUCCUCCUGCAGUGCGUCUUAGCUAGGGCGGUGGGCUGAUGAUGUGAUGUGAAGAUCCGGUGGUCCUGGUGGAUCUGAUGGGGGUUCUGGCUGGGUGGUGUAUUGGCUAAUGCUUCUCCUUCUGCUGGACUGGGGCUUCGUGGCCGAAGCAGGUGGGCUGCUGGUCAGCUGCGAAUGUAGAUAUAUCCAAAGGGAGCUCUUGUAUGUGGGCAUACGGGUUCUCGUGUGUAGGGUGUUGGCCGGUGUACCUAACUGGCUAUCAUUUGACGAAUGACGACCGAUGCAUGCAUGUUUCCUUGACGUGUUUCCCUUGGGCAGGUUACCAAGUAACGGUGUAGUUACCAAGGAAGCCCCCUGUCUGUCGCGCGGGGGUUUCAGCGGGACGGCAAAACACCACAAUCGUGAUAAUUGACAAAGAUGGCCUUUUCCUGUGUGUCGCAAAGGACUCCUGAUUCAUAUUCCAUGACUUAAACACAACAAAUACAUAUUGAAUGCUCUUGCAGGCGUGCGUGUGGUAUUUAGCCGCUUGCGGCGCUCGGUUUCCUGUGGCAGGGUUGGUACCACUGCUGUCCUUCCGCUUGUGAAAAGGAAAGGAAGGUGGUGGGGAAUUGUGUAUUUCGGGGCGCCUGUAGUAUAUGUACAUUCUGUUUGUGAGCCCCGUGUGCUGGGGCCAGGACAGGUGGCCUACCAGACAACACCUCGCCUGCGCACGCAGGGAACUCCCUUUAUUGUACUGCUUGCAAAGCGUGCGUUUCAGUGUGCUAGGCAUGAAGGUUGUAUAAUGAAAGGACGUCCGACAAAUUACCAAGCUAUGUAACAUGCCUACAGA
Messenger RNA from Astrephomene gubernaculifera, 1978 nucleotides. NCBI's taxonomy places the organism in Eukaryota, Viridiplantae, Chlorophyta, Chlorophyceae, Chlamydomonadales, Astrephomenaceae. The record is from the annotation of a GenBank genome assembly.